This is a messenger RNA of Neodiprion fabricii, 463 nucleotides long. RefSeq names its product probable insulin-like peptide 7 (gene Ilp7). Lineage: Eukaryota; Metazoa; Arthropoda; Insecta; Hymenoptera; Diprionidae. Bases 11 to 463 code for a protein of 150 amino acids. The record is from RefSeq and is a predicted model, not a curated record. The transcript has 2 exons.
CCCUCGCAAGAUGCGAGCAUCCGCUCUGGCCAUCGGCUGCUUGGCUCUCGAGGCCCUCGGUGCUAUCGGGGCGACGGACCACCUCGUCGACCUGGAACGCGUCUUCAAGGAGAGGUCGAGGGCUGACUGGGAGAACGCCUGGCACCGAGAGACGCACGCGAGGUGCCGCGAGACGUUGCUUCGUCACCUCUACUGGGCUUGCGAAAAGGACAUUUACGGGGUGAGCCGUCGUUCUGGUAGUCUUCAGCGACCUCCGCCGCCCCCUUGGGUGUCGGGGUGGCGAGCCAAGGAGAUGGUGCGGUACCGGCGGGACCUGAAGAGGCGAAGUCAGACCGCCGUCGCAUCCAUAACUCAGGAAUGCUGCGCCGGACCAGGAUGUACCUGGGAGGAAUACGCGGAGUAUUGCCCGGCGAACAAACGCGUCGACAAGCGGACUCAUCCACCAUCGGGCGAACAGGAAUAG